Betta splendens (Siamese fighting fish) is the source of this 4424-nucleotide messenger RNA. RefSeq names its product transcription factor COE3-like. Gene Ontology annotation, biological process: regulation of transcription by RNA polymerase II. The record is from RefSeq and is a predicted model, not a curated record. Gene Ontology annotation, molecular function: DNA-binding transcription factor activity, RNA polymerase II-specific; RNA polymerase II cis-regulatory region sequence-specific DNA binding. The transcript is spliced from 16 exons. Bases 623 to 2272 code for a protein of 549 amino acids. Lineage: Eukaryota; Metazoa; Chordata; Actinopteri; Anabantiformes; Osphronemidae.
UAAAGAGCCGGGGAGGGAGGGGAUGAGAUUUCUCGCUACCCAAUCCCCCUUUUCCCCCGGGAGCCGCAGCCUUCCACGGUCCGUCCCUCCCUCUUGUUUGCUAAUCAUUUCAUUUUACUCCUUUUUGAAGCCGUGGCUUGUUUUUUAUCCCACUUUUCAUUUUGCACAAUCCGCGGCUGCUCGCCUCCCUCUGAUCCCGGCUCUGUCUGCUCCGUUCUCCCGGCGUCAGGCACUUCGGAUCCGGCUGAUUGUCCUCCGCCUCGCUCUCUCGGCUCCUCUGAGAUGCUCUCCCAGCUCCUCGCUUCUCUCUCCGCCCUCUUUUAACUUCACACAGACGCCAGUUUAAAGCCCGGGCCGCUGCGAGCCGGGGCUGGGAUCUAAAACAACCCCGAGAAACCCACAGGGAUCCGGGGCUCUACUCUGGAUCAGGACCCGGUACUUUGGGGAAGCUCGCUCGCGUGUCCCCCCACCCCUCCUCCCCCCUUUUCCUCCUCCUGAUUGCUCCUCUUUUCUCCACCUUAAUCCAGGUGGUCCUUUGGCUUUUUGAGUGGCUGGUACAGGGAGGAUUAUUCUUCUUCUUUCUUGUUUCUGGUGAAGACAAAGCUCCCCAAAGGACACUUUGAUGUUCUCCAUCCAGGACAGCCUCCCCCGGGGGGCCCUGACCAUGAAGGAGGAGCCGCUCCCCACCGGCAUGACCCCGGUCCGCUCCUGGAUGCAGGGCGCAGGGAUUUUGGACGCCAACACAGCGGCCCAGAGUGGCGUGGGUUUAGCCCGAGCUCACUUCGAGAAGCAGCCUCCAUCCAACCUGAGAAAGUCCAACUUCUUCCACUUCGUGCUGGCGCUGUACGACCGUCAGGGUCAGCCGGUGGAGAUCGAGAGGACGUCCUACGUCGACUUUGUGGAGAAAGACAAGGAGUACAACGGAGAGAAGACCAACAAUGGCAUCCACUACAGGCUGCAGCUCCUCUACAGCAACGGCAUCAGGACAGAACAGGACCUUUACGUUCGGCUCAUAGACUCAAUGACCAAACAGCCCAUCCUGUACGAAGGCCAGGACAAGAACCCGGAGAUGUGCCGUGUCCUGCUCACGCAUGAGAUCAUGUGCAGCCGGUGCUGUGACAAGAAGAGCUGUGGAAACCGAAACGAGACGCCAUCCGACCCCGUCAUCAUCGACAGAUUCUUCCUGAAGUUCUUCCUCAAGUGCAAUCAGAACUGUUUGAAAAAUGCAGGAAACCCUCGAGACAUGAGGAGGUUUCAGGUGGUGGUUUCCACUACAGUCAACGUGGAUGGUCAUGUGCUUGCCGUGUCGGACAACAUGUUUGUGCACAACAACUCCAAACACGGGCGCCGAGCCCGACGCCUGGACCCCUCUGAAGCAGCCACUCCCUGCAUCAAAGCCAUCAGUCCGAGCGAGGGCUGGACGACCGGCGGCGCCACCGUCAUCCUCAUCGGGGACAACUUCUUCGACGGCCUGCAGGUGGUCUUUGGCACGAUGCUGGUGUGGAGCGAGCUGAUCACCCCCCACGCCAUCCGGGUCCAGACCCCCCCUCGCCACAUCCCUGGGGUCGUAGAGGUCACGCUGUCCUACAAAUCCAAGCAGUUCUGCAAAGGAGCUCCGGGCCGCUUCGUGUACACGGCCCUGAACGAGCCCACCAUCGACUACGGCUUCCAGCGGCUGCAGAAGGUCAUCCCUCGCCACCCCGGGGACCCUGAGCGGUUACCUAAGGAGGUGCUGCUGAAGCGAGCCGCUGACCUGGUGGAGGCUCUGUAUGGGAUGCCACACAACAACCAGGAGAUCAUCCUGAAGCGAGCGGCCGACCUCACCGAGGCGCUCUACAGCGUUCCUCGCAGUCACAACCAGCUGCCGUCGCUCACCGGCUCCGCCGCUCACUCAGGGAUGAUGGGAGUGAACUCCUUCAGUAGUCAACUUGCCGUCAACAUCUCUGAGGCUUCACAGGCUGAUCAGGGUUACUCCCGUAACUCCAACAGCGUGUCUCCACGCGGCUACGUGCCCAGCUCCACGCCCCAGCAGUCCAACUACAACACCAUCACGUCCACCAUGAACGGCUACGGGGCGGGAAUGACCAACCUGGGCGUCCCCGGAUCCCCCAGCUUCCUCAACGGCUCCAGCGCCAACUCUGCCUACGCAAUCAAACAGAAGAGCGCCUUCGCCCCUGUCGUGCGGCCACAGACCUCCCCGCCCCCCACCUGCACCACCACCAAUGGCACCAACCUCCAGGCCAUGGCAGGUCUUAUCGUCCCCCCCAUGUGAGGACCACGCUCGACCCGGCCCGGCCCGGCCCGGCCCGGCCCGGCCUGGCCCGCCAGCCAGCCCAGCCUCCCUGGAACCACCUUCCCAUCAUCCCUCAGUGUGACUAACCCAGAAUUCACCACAGCUACUUGGCAGACGUUCAGCAGGCAAAGGUGAAGCCACUGCAGACGUCACCUCAAUGAAAAUGUUCUGAUGUCUGCAGCGGCUCCAUGUGGAGGCGGCCCCGCCCACAGAGGUCAGAGGUCAGAGGUCUGGAACCUGAACUGUGGGUGGGAGGGAAGGUGUCCGCGCUACUACGCAGAACUACCUGGUACUACACAGUAUUACUUGGUACUACACAGUAUUACCAGGUACUACACAGUACUACCAGGUACUACACAGUACUACCCUGUGAUUGAAUAGGUCUCAGAUCAGUGGAGCCACCGUCAGCGUCUUUCACUCUCCUGUUUGUUCCACCUUUAAUUGGAAACGAAGCAGAAGACGUUAACGUUAGCGCUAAGCGACGGUGUCCAGGUUUGUCCUGGGACCCAUCGAAUGGCUGAGGCCGAUCAGUGGACACAGAACAUGAGCUGGACCAAGUCCAGGAACCGUCAGACGGUUUCCUUCCUGUACCAUAGCUUUGACAUACGUCUGAAGACAAGGAGCUGCAGACGCCACACUAACACGUGUCUGAACAAACUCUAGGCAGUUUGGUUCAUUUGGUUGUUUUUCCUUUGGUUCUGAUCCGCAGGUGUCGUGUGGUAGCAGUUUUACUCACAUUAGGAACCAGAUUUUUUUUGUUCUUCUUCUGAUUGUGCUUCUUUUCUAUGUAUUUAUAAAGGAUGUUUUGGUUCCUUUGGUGAUUUAGGCCUGAAUAUACAUGUAAACACAUUUGAUGUCUUAAUACAUUUUAGAUAUUGUAAAGAGAGUGAAGUGAGAAAAAUCGGCCCUUUUGUAAAAACCAAAUACAUCAUGAUACUUCACCCUGUUUUUAAGAGCAGGACGCAAAACGCUUUGCUCACUUUUGUAUAAAAAGCUUUUCCGAUACGAUAUUUAACUUUUUGUAAAGCAUCAUUUGUGUUUCCCCUGGUUCUACUUGUCUUUUGUGUAUUAUUGUGAAAGUAUAUUCAUGGUUAUUACUUACUGCACUAUUUUAUUUUAUGGGGCACUUAAUAAGAGCAAAAAAAGACAAACGCUAAAAGUUAAAAAAGAUUCAAGUUGAGACAAUAUGCACCCGUAUGUUUCUGGCAGAAAUCCUCGUUAUGUGAAUUUUAUCUUUCAGAGGCUUCUCUUACUUUUGGACCGAGUGUUUAGAAGGGAGCAUUUUCUCCACCUUAAUGUUGGACCCGAACCGUUUUUCUUUCUCUCUUCUGUUUGUUUGGGUGAGUUUUUGGGUCACGAAUCUCAAGGAAACUUCCAUCAAUGUCGGUGUUGUUGUUGAUGGUGCUGUUCUCCUCAUUUACUUAUGCAACUGUUGUGUAACACGAGCUCGUGGAAACGUUUGGGACCUUUAAAGAACCAGUAGUUUGAUGCCUUACGAUUGAUCACAGUCCAACAAAGUCUGCUUAUUAUCUCAAAAGGCUUGUUUCAUUUCGUUUUUCCAGCUGUUCUUCUGUUUGUCCCUUGACAACAACCUAAAGUUUCAAUCCUACAAUGAAAUGAAACACAAGGUACGACCCCACAAAUCGCUGGUCUGGUCCCACUGCCCAAUAGUCAAUGGGCAGGAAUCGAACCGAUUCAACUUUAUGCAAAUCCAGCAGGAGCGACAGAAGCUUCCCCUGAACAUCUGUGCAGUGUCUUUGGGAAAAGCCAUUUUCAGCUGAACUAGUCAGGUUCAACACGAAUCCGUCUCCGCUUGCUCGAUCCUUCUUUCUGUCACAGUUGUAGAAAGUUUUCUUCACACUCGGGUUUUUAGCCGAGCUUUUAAAAAUUUCAGCGUCAACUUUGUUCGAUGUUUUACUUCAAUGUGAAAGAGGCAGAGGUCCUUUGUGAAAUAUGAAAUAUAUCAUCAAAGUAUAUCAAAGCACAAUGUUUAAUUAAUGUCUUUAGAAUACGAACGGGUUUCUUUGUGUCUCGGGCCAUGCUGUACAUAGGUGCAUGUUUCUGUUCCGUUCUUCCUGUGAUCCAGUGCUUUUUGUACAGAAACGGUCUAAUAAAGAUACAUUUGGCUUGA